AUGGCCGAGGCGUUCGGCAUAGCCGCUGGUGCGGUGGGAUUUGUGUCUCUACUGGUCCAAGUCACCAGCGGGAUCAACAAGCUGCGCGAUAUCACGAACAGUGCAGACGCCGCACCGGCCGAAAUAAAUUCUCUCAUGCGCGAGUUGGAUUUCUUAGUCCACGUUAUGCGGGAGGCCAACGACAAGGCACCCUCACAGAAGGAUCUCAUCCUCCAGCACUGCCAGACAAACUGCGAUCAAGUUGUCAGAGAUCUUGAGGUGCUUAACAAAAUGCUGGCAACGGGGUCAAAACGCAAUGUAAAAGUUAAGGUCUUUGGGAUCCUCGCUUUCCGCCACUGGAAAGGAAAUGUCGAGGUUUUGCACCGCAAUAUCCAGGCGGCCAAGCUCAGCCUGAUCAUGCUUGUCAAUCAUCACACCUCAGUUCGCCUGGGCGAGAUUGCUCUGGUCAAUCAGCUUGACGUUUCGCCUACUCGGGCAAUGAGCGCGGACGGAGAUGGCAUCUCCUCUAAAGGACUAUGGCCCACCCCUUCCGCCAAUUCAUCCAAUCUUUCCUCAGUUUCGAGACAGACCGUCACGUUUUUUGAUCGAUCCAGGUUCAGGCGUCGUGGGGAUUGCCUAUCUAGGUACUGUUCCUGUAUAUGCCAUCGUACUGAGAGAACAUCUCGUCGCUUCUGGGCACUCGAGCACACUCCCCUAGCAGUUUUCAAACAGAUUUGCGAUAAAGAAUCCUGCAACGCCGUCAAAUAUGGCGGAACAUUUAGAUUCGCUCUCUCUCAGUUUGGAGUUCGAUGGGCAACGGUCAUUCAGCUUUAUAUUGUCACUACAUCAGGAAAAUACUCGCUCCGUUCGAGUUUCGAAGUGGAGCGGGUCGUGCCGUAUACCUCGCCCGGUUUCGAGACAUUGUGGAAAAUCCGGGAGGGUAUAAUUACAUUCGAGGAGGGUCGAGAAACGCUCGUUCAUCUUCAUCUUACCGAUCCGACCUUCCCAAACCAUGUCGACCCGAGCGGAAAAUCUUACAUCGAGGUAUGGCUGCUACUUUCCACACUCGAAUACAUGGAAUGCCGAUAUAAGUUGCUUGAGCUUUUUAUGGGUGAAUUCAAAAUGACACGAGGGACUGAACAUUCAAGGUUCCUUUCUAGGUGCGCAGGCUGGAUAGGGGAAGCACCACAUUUGGAACUCCUGGAAAUUCUUCUCAACCUAGGCUUCGAUGCAGCCGAAAUCGAUAUCCACGACUGGCCGGAGCCCUGCUCCCCAGACUGGUUCGUACCAGACAUAGCUCCCGACCCGUUCUUUAUUGAAUACCUUGGACUUCUCUGUAAAGAUAACCAAGGAAAGCUUUCUACAAGAUUCGCUGGGAUGACUCCUCUUCACGAAGCUGUGUUAUUUGACUCAGCGGACUCAGUUCGGAAAUGGACAUCUCGCUCCAACAAAGAUGAGAGAAACGCCUUCGGCCAGACACCUCUUCACCUUGCCAUUUCAAACCCCCAAUAUCUGCGCAUCCUCAUACAAGCUGGCUAUGAGUUAGAUGCUCACGAUAACUAUGGCAUAACGCCCCUCAUGUAUGCGACCGCAAUUAACAAAGAGGAAGCUGUUAUGGCGCUCAUAGACGCUGGCUCCGAUCUCUCUGCUCGGGAUACUCAAUUGAAUCGCAACUUUAUGUGUUACGCUGCUCUUCGUCAACAUUGGAGCCUGGUUCUCAAAGUUCUGAACACAAUCGAAGAUCAUGCUGGUAAACGUGCAGCAGAGAGCUGGGCAGAAUUUGCAACAUAUCUAUUUGUCGUGGUCUACCCGGAUCAUCUAGGAACCAGCGGCGUAUCUCUUGAUCAAUUACUGGCCAAAUGCGGCACUGUCAACUUCGUAUACGACGCUAGUGAGGAUAAAAAAAACAGGUGCUUACUACACGACAUCAGGUCCCCCGCGGAUUUCGAGGCCUUGCUCGGUAACGGAUUCAAACUCGUCAACCAUGUAGAUAGUGCCGGCCAACACCCUCUUAUGGUAGCUGCUGAUCGGUGCGAUUCCGCUUUGGUUAGCAGGCUCCUAGCUUGUGGGACUGAUAUCAACCUCAAGGAUAAAUUCCACAAUACAUCGCUCUGCUAUGUCCUCCAACGGCUGGAGACUAGUUUCCUUGGCCAUUCCUUGUCCAUAGCCAUGGACACAUUGCGCGUCCUGCUCGCAAAUGACGCGGAUGUUCUCUCAAGAGAUACUUGUCGAUGCCCUUGUUCGCCCCAAGGCUGCCUCCCAGCUUCAAUGCUUAAUCACGGCAUUCAUCAGGUACUCCGGUGUACCCGUGCCCCUAUAUGGUCAUUGGAAUGGCUUAGCCUUGUAUCAGAACAUCGAGGAGAAAAUGAAGCAAAAACGAUUGUUCAAUCGUUCAUUAGAAGGGCAAAGCAUGACGAGAUGGGAAUGACACAUGUCUGUUGUCAGCGGGAGCGGGGAUAUGUCUUCCAACACAUCCGCUGGGAGAAACCCAUACCUGACGAUGACAUCGACGAUAUUAUAGAUGAGGAGUCCGAGUUUAUUCACGUUUUGGAAAGCGAGAUGAACCAGAGCUCCAAAAAGGAGUACAACGCACUACUCGAUGACUGGAUUGUCCAGAUCAAGACCUCACUGGAUGAAGUGUGCAGUGAAGCUGCGAAACAUAACGAAAGAUACGAACCUCGGAGGACAGGCUGGGAAGUGGACUACCAGCACGAUUAUUUCAUCCAAAGGAUUGAGAUGGAUGGGUGGAGAGAUCCCAUCAGAGACGUUAAAGACGACAUUUCAGAGUACGUUUAUUGGAUGGAACAAGAGUAUCAUUCCGGAAACGCCUCCCAGAUGAAUGAGUCCUUUAG
This is a messenger RNA of Fusarium oxysporum Fo47, 2831 nucleotides long. Its product is annotated as ankyrin repeat domain-containing protein. Lineage: Eukaryota; Fungi; Ascomycota; Sordariomycetes; Hypocreales; Nectriaceae. Gene Ontology annotation, molecular function: protein binding. The transcript has 6 exons. The annotation marks the transcript as partial. The record is from RefSeq and is a predicted model, not a curated record.